CUUGCCUCCGUUCUCACUCAGCUGCCAAACCCGUCUGUGCCAGGUCACACCGCUUCUUCCUUUUAUUAAUCAGCACACUUGAUGUAUGAUGUAUCGCCAGGUUGUUUCCCAAUCGUAUGGCGGUAGCCGACCUUUAGACAAACAGACUUCACACGGGUUUGUUUCCCACUCGUCGACUGGCUAUGCCCGACCUAUAGACAUGGCGAAGGGCUAUGCCUUCAGCGACAGCGGAGUGUUAAAGGGGACCAGGAUCUCAACCAGCUAUGGCACACAGGUUGGCAGCAGCUUCGGGGGGGGUUAUGACUACCAGUCCCUGGGGUCUGGGUCAACCUCUGGAACCCUGGCCAUCACUAAUGAGAAGGCAACCAUGCAGCACCUGAACGACCGCCUGGCUAGCUACCUGGAGACAGUGAGGAAUCUGGAGAAGGCCAACAGCAAGCUGGAGAUCCAGAUCAGAGAGAUCAUCGAGAAGAAAGGUCCUUUAGAGGGGAGGGACUACAGCAAGUACAAUGCCAUGAUCGCUGAGUUGAGGGCCAAGAUAUUUGAUAUGGUCAAGGACAAUGCACAUCUUGGAAUCUCUCUUGACAAUGCACGCCUGGCUGCAGACGACUUUAAAACCAAGUUGGAGUAUGAGCUGUCCAUGCGUCAGUCGGUGGAGGCCGAUGUGGCCGGACUGAGGAAGAUUCUGGACGACACCAACGUUAUUCGCCUGCACCUGGAAAGUGACAUCGAGUCUCUGAAGGAAGAGUUGAUCAGCCUGAGGAAGAACCAUGAGGAGGAAGUUGCAGAAUUGCGUGUCCAGAUCUCCCAAGCUGGCGUCCGUGUGGAUGUUGACGCUCCUAAAGGGCAGGACAUGGCCAAGAUCAUGGAGGAGAUGAGGGCUAAGUAUGAGAAGAUAGCACUGAAGAACCAGGAGGAGGUCAAAGCAUGGCAUGAAUCUCAGAUUACAGAGGUGCAGGUUCAAGUGACUGAGAGCACAACAGCUCUGAAGGAAGCCACAAGUGUGAUGACUGAUAUCAGGCGCAGGUAUCAGGGACUGGACAUUGAACUGCAGUCUGCACUUAGCCUGAAAGCGUCCCUGGAGGCCACCCUGCGUGACAUCGAGAUGCGUUACAACAUGGAGGUGGAGAAGUACAACAUGGUCAUCCUGAGGCUGCAGGAGGAGCUCACCAAGAUCCGCGCUGACAUCCAGCACAACACAACAGAGUAUGAGCACCUGCUCAACAUCAAGGUGAAACUGGAGGCCGAGAUCGCGGAGUACAGGAGGCUGCUGGACGGCGAGGCAGACUUUAAACUACAGGAUGCAGUUGAGUCAAAGAAAGUUCAGACCAAAGUGGUGACAGUCACCCAGACACUGGUGAAUGGCCAAGUGGUGUCAGAGAGCAAGGACAUCAAAUCUAGUGAAUCUAGUGCUUAAAAAACUGGAAUAAAGAAACCUUUGUAACUAAAUAAAAUAAACAAAAAGUG
Molecule: messenger RNA, 1467 nt
Organism: Larimichthys crocea (large yellow croaker)
Lineage: Eukaryota; Metazoa; Chordata; Actinopteri; Sciaenidae
Product: keratin, type I cytoskeletal 18
Exons: 7
Coding region: 86-1417 (443 amino acids)
Biological process (GO): intermediate filament cytoskeleton organization
Cellular component (GO): cytoskeleton; keratin filament
Molecular function (GO): structural molecule activity
Source: RefSeq, a predicted model, not a curated record